This is a messenger RNA of Siniperca chuatsi (mandarin fish), 3037 nucleotides long. RefSeq names its product phospholipase D family, member 3 (gene pld3). The record is from RefSeq and is a predicted model, not a curated record. Gene Ontology annotation, molecular function: catalytic activity. Lineage: Eukaryota; Metazoa; Chordata; Actinopteri; Centrarchiformes; Sinipercidae. The transcript is spliced from 12 exons. Bases 253 to 1707 code for a protein of 484 amino acids.
UCACAUGACCUCUCCUCUCUCUGUCCUGGUUACUUUAACAGCGCCGUGAAUGAGCUGUUUUUUUAUGUUUUUUGUGUAUUUAACAAUGAAACAACAAUCUUAAAUGUUGUUGUGUGUAAAGAACAGACGUCGCGCUGUUAUAUGUGGGAUUAUAAUUAACCUGGACGCGUGAUAACAGAGCCGCAGAACAUCAUCUGACCAGAGCUGACAGUACUGAUAUAUAUCAACUCAGAUGUCAUUUUGUCUUUGAAAAUGAAGACUGACAUGGCUUACAACCAGCUGGUGGACGUGGAGAGGAGGAGACAAGAAUCCAACAGGAAAGCACAGCUGUAUUCCAGAUGUGUGAUAGCUCUGGCCACUGUGUCUACUAUGUUGCUGGCCGCCACGGCCCUCUACAUCCUCCUGACACCGAGGGUUUCCUCCUCCCAUCCUGCCCCGAGCAGCAGCGUCCGUCGGCCCCAGGCCGAGUCCUGCUCAGACCCCUGCAAGAUCGUUCUGGUGGAGAGCAUCCCUGAAGGGCUGGAGUUUAAUUCCAGCACCACUCACCCCUCCAUCUUCCAUACCUGGCUCAACCUAAUGGGCGAGGCUCACAGCAGUAUCGACAUCGCCUCCUUCUAUUGGACGCUCACUAACAAAGACACUGGCACUCAUGAGCCGACAGCCAAUCAGGGUGAGACCAUCCUGAAGACACUAGCUGAGCUUUCAGGGAAGGUGUCUGUUCGUAUCGCAGUCAACACACCACAGGAGAGUCAACCGCAAGACGACCUCAGACUGCUCAGAGACUCAGGAGCUGAUAUCAGGACAGUUAACAUGAGAGAGCUCACCUCAGGUGUCCUCCACACAAAGUUCUGGGUUGUGGACAAGAAACACAUUUACAUUGGCAGUGCCAACAUGGACUGGAGAUCCCUCACACAGGUGAAGGAGCUGGGCGCAGUGGUCUACAACUGCAGCUGCUUGGCUGCAGACCUGGGUAAGAUCUUUGAAGCCUAUUGGUUCCUAGGGGACAGUCAGUCAAUCCCAUCACCUUGGCCCACCAGCUUCUCCACCCUCUACAACAAGGACACGCCACUCCAGCUGCCACUCAACAACACACCGUCCAACGUCUACCUGUCGAGUUCCCCUCCGUCCUUCUGUGCAGCCGGCAGGACUCCAGACCUUCAGUCCAUCCUCAGUGUGAUGGAGGACGCCCAGAGCUUCAUCUACAUUGCUGUCAUGAACUACCUGCCCACCAUGGAGUUUUCACAUCCUAAAAGGUACUGGGCAGACAUCGACACCCAGCUGAGGCGAGUGGGGUAUGAGAAGCGGAUCAAAGUGCGCCUGCUGAUCAGCUGUUGGGCCAGCACCCAACCGGUCAUGUUUCCCUUCCUGAAGUCUCUGGCCUCCGUUUACGACCCCAAGAGCAAACUGGAUAUCCAGGUGAGGCUGUUUGUGGUGCCUGCCAGCCCCAAGCAGAAGGAGAUUCCCUUCGCCAGAGUCAACCACAACAAGUACAUGGUGACUGACAAGAUAGCCUACAUAGGUACAUCUAACUGGUCAGGUGACUACUUUGUGAGCACAGCUGGCUCAGCAUUGGUUGUCAACCAGACUGCGUCACAGUCCCUGGAGCCAACCGUCCAAUCACAGCUGAAGGCUGUGUUUGAGAGGGACUGGAACUCUGACUACAGCACCCCUCUCACCCAGCAUUCAAACGUCAAAGACUUGUGUUAGUUUCAACAGACAAUAUUACAAAUAUCAUAUCAGUCUACAUCAGUGUACCUCAGGUGGUCUGUUCAAUACAUAUUGCAGUGCUAUAUUUGCACAAUUAUUUUAGUAUUCAAGUUGUUGUGCAUUUUGCACUAGUCAGCUGAAACAAUUGUUCACACUGUGAACACGAAAACUCAGACGACCUCUCAGCAGAGCAGAGUUUCCCUGUUGGCUAAGGUCCAAAGGAAAAUCCUGGCUUAUCACAGCUUUAGUGGCAACUCCUAUUUGACCAGAGAGUGAGUGAAGAGGAUGCAGAGGACAGGGUUAGAUGGAGGCACAUGAUUCGCUGUGGCAACCCCUGAAAGGGAACAGCUGAAAAGGAAAAGGAAGGAGGAGAAAUGUGCCAUCAAACCAGUAGACUGCCCUGUACCAGUCUUACCCUGUCAUGGCUUGUUCAAGGGUGUCUGAUUUUUAUUUUAUUUUUUUUAAGGCAAGAAUUACUUUGCAUCUCUUUGCUGUUUCUAUCAAAGCUGACCUGGGUUUCAAACUACAUAAGCCAGAUAAAAUGUUAGUUACUCUGCACUAACAUCAGACCAGUGCAAAACACGUCAGCAGUCAGAAUGCACUGCGACAUGUCACCAGUAUUGACAAACCAUGAACAGGCAGUUGUGUCUUUUUUAAAAACCUCCAGCAGACAUGCACAAUAAACUUGAAUUCAUAUAAUCAUGUGGUUUCUGUCAUGUAGAGCCAGUAUCAGUAGGGGGCACUGUUUCAGCUUUCCAGUCAGGUCAGUUUCAUGCUGAAGCACAAUGAUGUUUUAACCGGCUCCCAUAGUCACCCAUGUUAAGUGAUCUAAUCAUUGAUCACUAGAAAGUGAUCAAUGAUCAGUCACAAUGCCUUUCCUUUAUACAACUUCAGCCUCAAUGGGACUUUUUUAUCCCAGCUCAUCUCAGGAAGUAAAGUUUGAGUGUUUUCUUAAAUGAUCAUUUUAGUUUUUUAAUGCUCAAACUGGUGUGCUGUGCCUGUAUUGUAAAUAAGAUAAGGCUUUUUAAAUUCCACUCUCAGUCUUCAGGACUGUUUUUAAAGUAAAUGGAUGUAAUACUAAAGUCAGCAGUGCAUUCGAUAGAUUAAGAGUUUGCAGCAGCAGUAAAUAAGGAUGAACUAAUUUAAUUUCCACUGUGUGGAGUGAUUGAAACUACAAAUUAGUGAAGAGAUGGUUGUUGUGGCAACUGUCCAAAGAAGCGUGUUUACUAGUAGCAACAUGCUUAUAAAAAAGCUGUGGGGCAGUUAUUGUGUGUCAUUAUCUCCUUCCUCUUUAUAAAGAAAUUACUCUCAAUAAAUGUCUUUGAAUCAA